AUGAAGGAAGGUCAUACAGAGAAGCCUUCUAAAUGUAAGAAAUAUGGAAAUAUCUUCAGUCAAAAGUAAAUCCUCGUGUAUCAAGAAAUUCAUACUGGAGAGAAACCUUGUGAAUGUGGGAAAGCUUCCAUUCAGAUGUCACACCGCAGUCAGCAGAGAAUUUAUAUUGCCUGUAAGGUAUGUGGGAAAGUCUUCAGCCACAAAUCAAAUCUUACUGAGCAUGAGAAAAUUCAUAUUGGAGAGAAACCCUUUAAAUGUAAUGAGUGUGGAACAGCUUUUGGCCAGAAGAAGUACCUCAUAAAGCAUCAAAACAUUCACACUGGAGAGAAACCCUAUGAAUGUAAUGAAUGUGGAAAAGCCUUCUCUCAACGAACAUCACUGAUUGUGCAUGUGAGAAUUCAUUCAGGUGAUAAACCUUAUGAAUGCAAUGUAUGUGGAAAAGCCUUCUCUCAGAGUUCAUCUUUCACUGUACAUGUAAGAAGCCAUACAGGUGAGAAACCCUACGGAUGUAAUGAAUGUGGAAAAGCUUUCUCUCAAUUCUCAACCCUAGCUCUGCAUUUGAGAAUACAUACAGGUAAGAAACCUUACCAGUGCAGUGAAUGUGGGAAAGCUUUCAUCCAGAAAUCACACCAUAUUAGACAUCAGAAAAUUCAUACUCAUUAA
This is a messenger RNA of Urocitellus parryii (Arctic ground squirrel), 663 nucleotides long. The record is from RefSeq and is a predicted model, not a curated record. Lineage: Eukaryota; Metazoa; Chordata; Mammalia; Rodentia; Sciuridae.